AUGACUCAUCCUCAGCCGGCAAGGCCCUUACUCCUCUACAUCACUUCCACAUCGAAAUCAGUCAGAGCUCUGCUCGCCCAGGAAAUUGACGGAUUUGAACGUCCCGUGUACUACAUAAGCAGAGUCAUCCAAGGGGCUGAGAUCCGAUAUUCCGGCAUUGAACGGCACUGCCUCGCCCUAGUGUUUGCCGCCAAAAAGCUCUGCCAUUACCUUCUUUCUUACCACAUCCAUCUCAUGACCAGAAGCGAUCCUAUUCGAUUUCUCCUCACUAGACCAGCGCUCUCUGGCAGGCCAGCCCGUUGGCUCCUAUCUUUAGCGGAAUAUGACAUCACUUGCAAAGCUCCCAAGGUCAUCAAGAGUCAAGCGCUCGCUGACCUCUUGGCUCACUUCCUCAGUAGAAAACAUGAGCCGCCCUCGGAUGAAUUGCCAGGAGAUGAGUUCCAAGCGGCUGAAGUAAACACCGAAGGAGAAUGGAGUUUGAGUUUCGAUGGAUCGUCCACCUCUAAAGGGGGAGGAGCUGGAAUAGUCCUUGUUUCCCCAAAUCAAACUGAAGUCAAUUUGGCAUAUAAACUGGAUUUUAAAUGCUCUAACAACGAGGUGGAAUACGAAGCCUUGAUAUUGGGGCUUAUGGCAGCACUCCACCUAGGAGUAAGUCUCCUAUGUAUCAAAGGAAAAUCUAAUCUGAUGGUUAAGCAGACCAAUGGAGACUAUGCUAUCAAAGAACCCCCUUUGGCUUCAUACAGAACCAUCAUCCAAAGGUUGACAGACAAAUUCGACACAGUAAGUAUAGAACACGCUCCUCGCUCCAACAAUCGACACCCGGACGCAUUGGCCUCUAAGGUGGAAUUCUCAGAAGAAUCAACCAAGAUAGAAGUCCUGAAACGCUCCGUGCCACGUUCAGUAACAACUAUUUUCCCUGAAAAAGAACCCGCCGAUUGGAGAGCCCCAAUCAUCGAUGAGCUCCGUGCCCCCUCAGGUAAACUACCUUUGAGUGAGACCAAACACUUCACAAUUUAUCAAGGAGUCCUCUACUAUAGAGGGCCUGGUGGUUUAUUGGCACGAUGCAUUGACCUUAUCGAAGCCAAGUCCAAAUUAGAAGGGGUGCACAACCGCUCAUGUGGGACAGGAGAUGUAUACAUAGAUUACCUCAAAGAAGAAUCAUUGCCACCAGAACGCUCUGCAGCCGCAACAAUUAAGAAGCGAGCUCCGAAAUUCUUUUUGCAAGGAGAGCAACUUUUCAGGCAUGGCUUCGAUGGAAAGCCAUUACGUUGCUUAUCAGGAGCUGAAAUCCAUAAAGUUUUGGAACUUACUCAUGGAUCAGAGCACCAAGGUGGAGCGAAACUAUUUCAACAUCUUCUACAUUUAGGGUAUUAUUGGCCUACCAUGGAGGCAGAUGCCAAAAUGUACGCCAAACGCUGCAAACCUUGCCAACUCCAUGGAAAUCUCAUUCAUGCACCCGCCACUGAUUUACAUAGUUCGAGCCCACCAUGGCCUUUCCACACGUGGGCUAUGGACAUCAUUGGCCCCAUCUCUCCGCCAUCAAGGGGACACAUAUGGAUUGUAGUGGCUAUAGAGACCUAUACUAAAUGGGUAGAAGCCAUCCCUCUAAAAAAGGCAACAGGAGCUGCUGUCUCCAACUUCAUCCGAGAAUUCAUCAUAUGUCGUUUCGGUAUACCUAGAGUAAUUCUUUCAGACAAUGGGACCCCUUCUGUCAACCUCCAAGUCGGACAACUCCUUGUCUCCUAUGACAUCACACACCAUAAAUCAACUCCUUACUAUCCCCAAGGGAAUGGGCAAACAGAAACGACCAACAAAACACUCUUUAGAAUCCUUUCACGGACUCUCAAGGAUUAUCAAAGGGAUUGGGCACACAUACUCCCAGUGGCGCUCUGGGCUUACAGAACAUCCAAAAGACGGCCGACUCAAAUGACCCCAUUCUCAUUGGUAUACGGCACGGAAGCAAUUCUUCCAGUGGAAAUUGCCAUACCCUCAGCUCGCAUGGCCCUCCGAAGUGAAGUUACUCCAGACUCCAGAUCCUAUGAAUUGGAGAUCCUUGAUGAAAGAAGGGACAAGGCCCUGGCUAACCUCAAAGUUUACCAAAGUCGCAUAGCUCGAGCCUAUGAUACCUUGGUGCGCCCCAAACAAUUCCAAGAAGGUGACUUGGUACUUCGUGCUGCACCUCAUGUCAUGAGAGGAACCUCUACCCACAAGUUCACUCCUAAGUGGCAAGGACCUUACGUAGUAAGAGAGGCCAACGAGAAUGGUUAUUAUAGAAUUUCUGAACCAAACUCGCAAGCUCUUUUGAGCCCUAUCAAUGCCAAAUGGCUAAAGGCCUAUUUCCCUUAG
Messenger RNA from Camellia sinensis, 2346 nucleotides. NCBI's taxonomy places the organism in Eukaryota, Viridiplantae, Streptophyta, Magnoliopsida, Ericales, Theaceae. The record is from RefSeq and is a predicted model, not a curated record.